Molecule: messenger RNA, 933 nt
Organism: Symbiodinium pilosum
Lineage: Eukaryota; Dinophyceae; Suessiales; Symbiodiniaceae
Source: the annotation of a GenBank genome assembly
AUGCACUCUGGGUACCCGUCCGAUGCAUCCUACAACUACGGCGCGGCACAUGCCUUUCAAGGCGAUGCCAAGAAUGGAGUUGCUAAAUCGCCGUUCGGAAGGGCGCAGCGAAGAAGCAUCAAUCUACCAGCUUUGGCUUUGUGUCUAGUUCUGCCCUGGCUGAUCUUCACACUAGUCUACAGCCUGUGUAGCCUGAGCUUGCACUACACCAGCCCUGGCCUGGUGACAGCCGGAAUCGCAUUAGCCGGUGCGGUGGUCCUACUGCUUGCCUACUCUGCCUUGCAAAAUCUCAGGAGUGGAGAGGAUGGCCAGUCCACCUGGUACUUCUUCCUGUUCCUCUGCAGCGCUGCAAACCUUGCACUUGCGGUGGUCCUUGGAAACAUGAACUACAGGUCUAACUUGGUCCCUUUUAUGGACGUGAACAACAUGAAUGAGUAUGACAUGAUAAAUCCAGCUGAAAGCAAAGGCAAUCAGCUCAUGGAUGCUGGCCGAGUUCAUUUUAUUCCAGAGGCCAAGCUUGACAUUGCCCACUCCAUGGGUUUCAGGAACUUGGACACAUACUGUGUGGCGCCGAUCGCUUCUGGCGAGCAAGAUAACUACGAUUUCUGGGCUGUAGGCCUAAAUUGCUGCUCCGGUCAUGUGGCAGACUUUCACUGCGGUGAGUUCAACAACCCAACAGCGCACUCUGGGUUGCGGCUCAUGAGAGAUGACUUGCGAUCCUAUUUCCGUCUCGCAGUUCAGCAAGCAGAGGCAGCUUACAACAUUCGGGCCAACCACCCCAUUUUCUUCUAUUGGAUGCAGGACCCAGCCACUGAAAUCAGUGCAUAUGAAAGCGCUGCCUACACUAAUUGGAUGGUGGGCGUUUUCGUGGCGCUGGGCGUGCAACUUCUCCUUGUGGUCGUUGCCACAGUGGCUUUUGCCAAGCUAAGCUGA